Erinaceus europaeus (western European hedgehog) is the source of this 4090-nucleotide messenger RNA. RefSeq names its product ubiquitin specific peptidase 49 (gene USP49). The record is from RefSeq and is a predicted model, not a curated record. The transcript is spliced from 11 exons. Gene Ontology annotation, cellular component: cytoplasm. Gene Ontology annotation, molecular function: cysteine-type deubiquitinase activity; zinc ion binding. Gene Ontology annotation, biological process: protein deubiquitination. Lineage: Eukaryota; Metazoa; Chordata; Mammalia; Eulipotyphla; Erinaceidae. Bases 907 to 2943 code for a protein of 678 amino acids.
GGGGGCCAGCUCGGCAGGAGGCGGGACUGGGGUGAGAGUUGGAAAUGAAGGCGAGGAGGGGCCGAGCGGGGUUGAUAGUUUUGAGUGAUUACGAGCUGGACGUGACGAGGGUGUGAACUAGCGCCGGGCGGGAUGAGCUGAAGCCCUGGGACUGGGGGGGGCAGGCACUGCCUGCGAGUUUCUGAGAAAGGUAAGGUCAGUGGCUGGUGGUUGCUGGAAAGUCUGCGAGGGUGAGUGAGACACUGGACUAGUGGCCGGCUGGAGUUAGGAAGAAGAGUGCUGUGGAAGGGUGGGAGCAAAUAGAGAUGAGAGAGGGGGUGCUAAUAGGACAAUUCGGGGACCAGGAAAGCUCAAAGGAAAAGAGAGUAAAGGUGUAAGAAGCGAUGGCGGUCUGGGACAGGAUAGCUGGAGAAUUGUGUUAAUUGGAACGUUUCUGCAAGAUCGCAGAGGUCUGCACGGGUCAGGGCACGAACGCUAUAGUGAAGGAUCAAGUGUAGGGAGCCUUUGGUGCAGAAGAAGAAAUCAUGAUUCUUUGGAUGAGAAGAGACCUUGAAAGGAUCUUUAGGUUACCCUGCAACUUCAAUCAAUAUCCCACUUAAAUCACCCCAGGUUAUAGAGAAGUGGAAACCUAAGCAAUGACUGUGGAAUAAUAUGGAAGAAGAUGGGCAAAGCUUAUUUAAUGGAAGGUAAGACAGAGGAGGAGAGAAACACAGAGGAGACACACCUGUAGCAGUACUCCACCACCGGAGAAACUUGCCCCUGAAGGUCAAGGGACCAAGGGCUUGAACCUGAGUCUUUGCACAAUGGCAGUCCCUAAAGUAUAUAUGUGGUUUCCAUACAAAUGGCCAUGUGUGGAAAGCCUUCUUCAACCGUGUGGGGUUGAAAGAGUGGAGAUUCCUCUAAGACAUGGAUAGAUGCAAACAUGUAGGGCGGUUGCGGCUUGCCCAAGACCACUCCAUUCUGAACCCUCAGAAGUGGUGCUGCAGGGAGUGCUCCACCACUGAGUCAGCCUGGGCCUGUCUCAAGUGCUCCCACGUGGCCUGCGGCCGGUACAUCGAAGAUCACGCCCUUAAACACUUUGAAGAGACUGGACACCCACUCGCCAUGGAGGUCCGAGACCUCUACGUGUUCUGUUAUCUGUGCAAGGACUACGUGCUCAAUGACAACCCGGAGGGCGACGUGAAGCUACUGAGAAGUUCUCUCUUGGCGGUCAGGGGCCAGAAGCAGAACCCGCCGGCGAGGCGCGGGCGGACCCUGCGCUCGAUGGCCUCGGGCGAGGACACGGCGCCACCGCAGCGCUCUCCUCAGGGACAGCCGCAGAUGCUCAGGGCGCUGUGGUACCGGCGCCAGUGCCUGCUGGCCAAGACGCUGCGGCUCUGGUUCGAGAAAAGCUCCCGCGGCCGGGCGAAGCUGGAGCAGCGGCGGCGGGAGGAGGCGCUGCAGCGCAAGAAGGAGGAGGCGCGGCAGCGGCGGCGCGAGGUGAAGCGGCAGCUGCUGGAGGAGCUGGCCAGCGCCCCUCCGCGCAAGAGCGCGCGCCUCCUGCUGCACGCGCCCCGCGCCGCCGCCCCGCGCCCCUCCUCGCCGCGAGCGCCCGCCAGGGGUCGCCUCAAGCCCGGCCGCGCCCCCGCCAUGGCGCCCGGCGUCACGGGCCUGCGCAACCUGGGCAACACCUGCUACAUGAACUCCAUCCUCCAGGUGCUCAGCCACCUGCAGAAGUUCCGUGAGUGCUUUCUGAACCUCAACCCUUCCCAGACGGAGCAGCUGUUCUCCAAACACGCCAACAACGGCAAGGCUUCGCUCUCGUCGGGCGGCUCGGCCACUGAGCUGUCGGCCAGAAGCAACCGGGCCGAGCUGUGCGAGCGGGAGGGCCUCUGCUGGAAUGGUGGAGCCUCCUUCACCAGGAGCCUAGAACUCAUCCAGAACAAGGAGCCGAGCUCCAAGCACAUUUCCCUCUGUCACGAGCUGCACACCCUCUUCCGAGUCAUGUGGUCGGGAAAGUGGGCCCUGGUGUCCCCCUUCGCCAUGCUCCACUCGGUGUGGAGCCUGAUCCCUGCCUUCCGCGGCUACGACCAGCAGGACGCGCAGGAAUUCCUCUGUGAGCUGUUGCACAAGGUCCAGCAGGAGCUGGAGUCCGAGGGCACCACGCGCCGCAUCCUCAUCCCCUUCACGCAGAGGAAGCUCACCAAACAGGUCUUAAAGGUGGUGAACACCAUAUUCCACGGGCAGCUACUCAGUCAGGUCACAUGUGUAUCAUGCAAUUACAAAUCUAACACCAUUGAGCCCUUUUGGGAUCUGUCCCUGGAAUUCCCUGAACGCUAUCACUGCAUAGAGAAGGGGUUUGUCCCUUUGAACCAGACAGAGUGCCUGCUCACCGAGAUGCUGGCCAAGUUCACAGAGACAGAAGCACUAGAAGGGAGAAUCUACGCUUGUGACCAGUGUAACAGUAAACGACGCAAGUCCAACCCAAAACCCCUUGUUCUGAGUGAAGCUAGAAAGCAGUUGAUGAUCUACAGACUACCUCAGGUCCUCCGGCUGCACCUUAAAAGAUUCAGGUGGUCUGGCCGUAAUCAUCGAGAGAAGAUUGGGGUCCAUGUCGUCUUUGACCAGGUAUUAACCAUGGAACCUUACUGCUGCAGGGACAUGCUCUCCUCUCUUGACAAAGAGACCUUUGCCUAUGAUCUCUCCGCAGUGGUCAUGCAUCACGGGAAAGGGUUUGGCUCAGGACACUACACAGCCUAUUGCUACAACACAGAGGGAGGUUUUUGGGUCCACUGCAAUGACUCAAAGCUGAAUGUAUGCAGUGUUGAGGAAGUGUGCAAAACUCAAGCCUACAUCCUUUUUUACACUCAAAGAACAGUUCAGGGCAAUGCAAGAAUCUCAGAAACCCAACUCCAAGCUCAGGUGCAGUCCGACAAUGAGGGCAGACCACGGACCUUCCCCUGAACGGGAAGCACUUCAAGGACUGACUUGUUUCUGAACUAUUGGUGUUCAUACUUCUUUCCUCUUGUAGGAAAUAAGGUUCACUACAGUACCGUUACUGGGUUUACCUCACUGGGUCUAAAGCAAAAGGUGCCAGGUCACACAUAUCCUAUAACAAAAUCUGUAAUCACUUUUUUUUUUCCCAAUGGUUUUGGAAGUUCCCUCUCUUGAUAACACAAAGAAAAAGGAGUAAGCAUUAUGAAGAUUCCUUCAACAGUUUCUUCUAAAUAGAGAGAGGCAGAGGAAAGGGAGUAAAUUGGUCAAAAACAGCCAGGAGAGGAGCCACAUUUUCUUUCCACUGUGUGACCCCCUGCUAAUCAGGAGCUCCUGGCAGCACUAGAACCCUUCUGUUUUGAGCAGCCCUGGCCUACACAUUAGAGGGAGGGCCCUGGGAUGGCAGCUUGAUGAAUGGGAUUAGUUCUAAGAAGGGAGGUAAAGUCUAAGAAUUUGUUCCUACAAAAGGAAGUAACCCUCGAGGGUUGAAAACAUGUAGGGCUAACAACUGAAGAGCAGAGUGAGACAUAUGGAGCACAAACUGGGAGGUGAUUCACAUAUCAUACCUUCCCUGACUGCUGCUGUCAUUUAAAUCAUUCCGUAUCUUUUAAGGCUGGCAUGAACAUCCCUUCGUUUUAAAGAAGGAACAGUUCAUGGGGGGAAGAAAUAAACUAGUGCAUGUUCUUUGUUGCAAGUUAGUGGUAAGGGCUACCCAGUUAAGUAGCCAAUUCCUGGUUUGGGUUUAGGGCAAACACAUGGCUUAAUUUAACUUGGGUCAUUAGGUCAGUUGUCUGAGGCUUUCGCAGAACUCAGUUGAGAGUAGAGAGGGUUAGCUGGCUCAGGACUUAUCAGAAUGUCUGUCACCAUUCUUACCUUGGUGUACCAUGUAAAUUUCCUUAGCCUGCAGCUUCUUUCCCACUCUCAGAGGAUGACAGUAGUCUUGUUUACCACAAGGUUUGAGAGCUUUUGCUUUCCUAGAGCAUGGGAGUUGUCUAUGACCUGCUUCUUAUAUGCCCACUUUGUUGUUCAUAGCCUUGUCCUCCCAAACCUGAUAUCCUUUACUAUUUCUCUACCCACCCAUACUCAGUUCAUUAGAGAAAGAAGCAUAGUGCUCUGU